Molecule: messenger RNA, 3919 nt
Organism: Chlamydomonas reinhardtii
Lineage: Eukaryota; Viridiplantae; Chlorophyta; Chlorophyceae; Chlamydomonadales; Chlamydomonadaceae
Exons: 4
Coding region: 245-3811 (1188 amino acids)
Source: RefSeq, a predicted model, not a curated record
UAUAGAGCAAGAAUGCACCGAUAAUUGCUACGUUGCCUGAUAAGUAGCUGAAGAAACCUUCGCAAGCACAAAAGGCUCUCGCAUUUCAAGACAAGACGCACACGCGGUCGGCCUCUAGGGCUCCAGAGGACUGAAGAUAGCAAAUCAGCCGUCUGCGUGAACGUUACCUAUAUUCUUGCAGAUGGUUAAACGCUAGACACACGAGAACAGGAUAAGCGCGAGUGCGGUUCACCCGUAAAGGCCAAUGGCCGAACCUACCUCCAGCGCGCGCGAGCGCCUGUGGAUUGAGCCACCGGUAUUUCCGCAGCUUGGAUUGGGCCCAACAACACCUGGAAUGGUCGCGCCCACGAAGAGCCGGUGCCGCGCCUCGUUUUGCGACUCCCUUGCACCUUCCUUUGUGCAUCCGUCUGCGACUUUGGACCUGGACGCCGCGCUGGUGGUAAUUUCUUUCAUGGAACCCAAUGAGAUUGUGCUGGUUGGACCGUUGCUGUGCAAAGCGGCAAGCAAGUGCUUUGGCCAAGGGAGCGACAGUCGAACGGUUCAGCUCACACGACCGGUGCCGCACUGGGCCUUCAAGCAACACUUCGCCCCGCGCGACAGCGCCCCACCCCAGCACCCCAGCACCUCCUCCAUCGCCCCCUACCCUUCCUUGCCCUCCCCGCCGCCUGCCUCGCCCGGCCUCGCGGCCCUGCCCUUCGCCGCGCGUCAGCGCCUCUUCACCGCCACAGCCGCCGCCGGCGGCGCCGACUGCCUCGCCAAUCUAGCCGUGCUCAAGGCAGCUGGUUGCCCCUGGUCACACGAAGUUGCCACGGCGGCGGCGCGCGCAGGGAACUGCCUCGCUGUCGAGUGGCUGCUGGCGGCGGGCGCGCCGCUCGAUGCGGGGGCGCUGAUGGCCGCGGCCGCAGAGAGCCUGGAUGUGGGCCUGCUGACGUGGCUGCUGUCGCACCCGCGCGUCCUGGCGGAGGUAGCCGAGGCGGCGGCGGCGGGUGCAGCGGCGGCGGCGCCAGGCGCGGCUGCUGCCGACGCCAGCAGCCAUGUUAGGGUGGGCCGCGGUGUGGAGGGUGACGUGUCAGCGGAGGCGCAGGGCGCGGGCAAGGACGACGUCCAGCGGCAACAGAGGGCGCUGCUGCUGACGACGGCGGUCUUCGCGGUGGCGGCCGGCGCGGCCUCCGCCGCUGGCAAGGCCGCGGAGGCCGCUGCAGCGACCAGCGCCGCGGGCGCGACAGCGAGGGCGGCGGCGGCGACGCAACGGGCGGCCGCCGGCGCAGGCAUGCUGACGUUUCUGGUGCAGCGGGGCUGCCCUGCAGACGAAGCGGCAUGCAUCGCAGCAGCAGAGGGCGGCCACGUACAUACAUUCCGGCAAGUGGUCGCCGCCGCUGCUGCGGCCACCGCCGCCGCCGCCGCCGCGGCGGCGGCGGCGGCUGCCCCGGCGGCGGCGGCAGUGGCCGCUCCGGCGCACGUCAUAACGCCGCAGGUGUUCACCGCCGCCGCGAGGUCCGGCAGUGUCAGCAUGGCAGUGGCCGUGAUGCAGGAGCUUCUGGGCAACGGUGUAGAUGUAGCGGCGGUGACGUCAGCGGCGGCGGCGGAAGCCGCCGACAGUGCCGCGGCCAUAGCCACAGGUGCAGAUACAGCCGCCGCCGAGAGUGUGGCGGCGCUCCGCGCCGCCGCCGCCGCAGCUGGCGUAGACGCCGACGCAGCAUGCUGCGCGGCGGCGGCGGCGGGCUCGCUGCCGCUGGUGCGCUGGCUGCACACACACCUGGCGGCGCCGCUGACGCCAGAGGUGAUGGUUGCUGCGGCGUCUGGCGGCACCGACACCGCCGACGCUGCUCCCUCGGCAGAACAGGCGGACGGCAGCGGCGGCCGCGGCAAGGCGGCGGCGGCGGCGGUUGUGGCGUCGGCGUCGGCGGCGGCGGCGCUGGUGGAGUGGCUGCUGCGGCAGGGCUGCCAGCCGACGCUAGCGGCAUGGACGGCGGCCGCCGGCGCCGCUCGACUGGCCGUGCUGGGGCACUUGGCGAACAGUCAUCGGGAGCUGCCGCCGGCGGCGCGGGAGCUUCCCGUUUUUGCAAUGGCGGCUGUUGGCGAGGUGCUGCCUCCUGGUCUAGGCGGCGGUGGCUUCGGGCCAGCGGCCGCGGCGUGGGGUGCCGAUGUUGCACAGGGCAGCCGUCAGGCGCCGCCUGAGCUGAUGCUGGCGACGGCGGCGGACCUGCAGCCCAUCCUCACGGCUGCGUGCGGGUCGGGCAGUACGGCAGCGGCAGCCUGGGUGCUUGAACACCUGUGGGGCCGGGGCGUGCGGCCGGACCAGCUGGCGUUCGAAGCCGCCGCACGCGCCGGCGACGUCGCCACCCUGCGGCUGUUGCACGGCUGCUUCCUCCAGGCGCAGCGGGAGCGGGAGCGGGAGCGGGAGCGGGAGCGGGAGCGGGAGCGGGAGCGGACGGCGCCGCGAGAGGCCCAGGAGGCAGCCGCCUUCCGUGGCUGGGCUGCGCACGUGCCGCACUGGCCGCAGCAGGGGAUGGAGGUGGACGCAGGGCCGGGCGCUGCGCCGGCAGGGGCGGAGCCGGCGCCAUGGCUCAGCACACAUGUGCUGUGCGCGGCGGCCGAGUCACCAGCCCGCGGCGCGCUGGCCGCGCUCCAAUGGCUCCUCGCAACACCGCCAGUGGCGCCGCCGGACGCGGCUGUGAUGGCGGCGGCCGCCAGUACGGGCAACGUACGGCGGUUGGCGGCGCUGCGGGCAGCUGGCGGCCGCGCGUGCGCCGAGGCGUUCCUGGUGGCGGCGUGGAGCGGCAACGCGGCGGCCCUGGAGUGGAUGGCGGCGCAGGCGUGGGAGCAGGCCGCCCGCCGCGGGGCAGCGGCAGCGGCAGCGGGUGAUGGGGGGCCGGACGCGUCUGUGCCUGUGGCCGUUGCAGCUGCUGCUACUGCUGCUGCUACUGCCGCUGCUGCUACUGCUGCUACUUCGGCGGCGGCGGCGGCGGCAGCUUCGUUGGAGGAUGUUCAGCUGCUUGACGUCACCACUGCAGAGCCUUUCAGCCCCGAGCACCCGCACCCGCACCAGCCCGAGAUCACUCUGAACGGGAUUUCCUCAGGCGCCCUGUCGCCUUCCCUGUCGCCCUCACCGGCGGCGUCGGAACCCACCACGCCCUGCUCUUUGGGCGGCGCCGCCCAUGGCGGCGCCCGCGGCGGCGCCAGCUCUGCCUUUUCUCCAUCCUCGCCGGAAGCCCCAGACCGCCUCCCCGCUCACCACCACCACCAUCACCACAACUGCCACCACCAACACCACCGCCACCACCACCAGCGGCAGUUGCCGCCAGAGGUCGCCGAGGUCCUUGACUCACAGGCCUGGUUCUGGGCGGGUGUCAAGGCCGACUGGUGCUGCCUGGAGGUGCUGCAGCGGCUGGGCUGCCCCUGGGGCCCUGACACCCUGGCCAGCAUCGCCGGCACCGGCGCCAUUGGCAGCUGGGACUUCGGCGUGCUGCGGUGGAUGCAGUCCCGGGGCGCGACCGCCGACCAGCGACUGCUGGCGCUACUGCCGCCGGGGCCGCAGCGGGAGGAGGUGGCGGGCUGGCUGCAGCAGCAGCAGCAGCAGCAGCAGCAGCAGCAACAAGAGGCUGUAGCAGCCGCAGCAGCAGCGGGGGCGGAGGCCGCGGCUGCGGCGAGGCAGGGCGGCGCAGCGGAGGGUGGGGGUGGUGGGGGCCGUGUGGCGAGUGCGGUGGCGCGCGGGCUGCGCAAGGGGCUGGGGCGGCUGCUCAGCGGCGUGGGGCUGGCGGGCUGCAGGCUGCUGCUGCAGCGCGGCGGGCAGGGCGGCGGGCGGGCAUGACUGCAUGAGGAUGUUGUAGGGUUGUAGGGUACGACGGCACACACGGCACGGUGCGUCGGUGCCGAGGUGGAGGAUGGGAGUCGGGGAUGCGGUCGGGGAGCAACGGCC